Molecule: messenger RNA, 960 nt
Organism: Phalaenopsis equestris
Lineage: Eukaryota; Viridiplantae; Streptophyta; Magnoliopsida; Asparagales; Orchidaceae
Product: nuclear transcription factor Y subunit C-6-like
Biological process (GO): regulation of DNA-templated transcription
Cellular component (GO): nucleus
Molecular function (GO): protein heterodimerization activity; DNA-binding transcription activator activity, RNA polymerase II-specific; DNA binding
Source: RefSeq, a predicted model, not a curated record
GUUUUCGAAGAUCGCUCAUCACAUUACACAACAGAUGCCGCUGCUCCUAAAUUUGCUGCUCCUAAAUUUGCUGCAGUUAAUCGCGCAGUAUUUCUGGCUUGCCUAACGCUGAACACUGUCAUCUGUUAGGGUUUCAGAUAUUGCUUCUCCAAAAAAAUCCGUCUUCAUCCAAGUUCAGCUUCAGUUUCCCCUCCUCUAGAUCAUAUUUUGACAGCUAGGUUUACAGUCGUCUCCAUCUAAUGGAUCAGCAAGGUCACAGCACGCCGCCGGCGAUCGGUGCCCCCGCCUCUGUUCCCUACCCUGCCGCGCCAGCAGCAAGCCGCCUAUCAGCAUCUCUAUCAGCAGCAGCAGCAACAACAGCACAACUUCAACUCUUCUGGGCCGAUCAGUACCGCGAGAUCGAGCAAACCGUUGAUUUCAAGAACCACAAUCUUCCUUUAGCCCGCAUCAAGAAGAUCAUGAAGGCUGACGAGGACGUGAGGAUGAUCGCCGCCGAGGCGCCGGUGGUCUUCGCGCGUGCCUGUGAGAUGUUCAUCCUCGAGCUCACACACAGGGGAUGGGCUCACGCCGAGGAGAACAAGCGCCGCACUCUCCAAAAGAAUGAUAUCGCCGCUGCAAUCACUCGAACCGACGUUUUUGACUUCCUUGUGGAUAUAGUACCGAGAGAGGAGGGGAGGGAUGAAGCAGUUCCUAGGGCGAUCCCAGGUGGGCCGGUUGAUCCGAUGUACUACUAUGUGCAGCAAUAAUUGAGGUGGCAAAGUGAGUGCCCUGUUGCCUUCUAUCACUUGGGGUCUUACUUUAGGUUGUUGUUACCUAUGGAGAAUUAUCGUGGUCUCUAGUCUGCGUAGUUAAACUGCGUUGCUUACGGAAACUUGGUUUAUAUUUGAGUGUUUUAAUGGAUGUGGAGAUGUUCUAUGUUUUCUAUUGUUAGUAGUAUGUGCUUUCAGAUCCGUGAAUGAA